Molecule: messenger RNA, 1006 nt
Organism: Alnus glutinosa
Lineage: Eukaryota; Viridiplantae; Streptophyta; Magnoliopsida; Fagales; Betulaceae
Product: dof zinc finger protein DOF1.5
Exons: 2
Coding region: 194-712 (172 amino acids)
Biological process (GO): regulation of DNA-templated transcription
Molecular function (GO): DNA-binding transcription factor activity; DNA binding
Source: RefSeq, a predicted model, not a curated record
CACCAACCUGCCCUUUUUGGCGACUGUCACAUUGAUUUUGUGCAAUGGUUUUCCGUUUUAGAAUCACUUUUAUGCCUCACCUAUAUAUCUAACCACCUCUACAAACUCUCUCCCCAACCUGCCAAACUUCUCUCUCUUCUCAGAUUACCUUUUCCGGGCCAUCUCUCUCUCUCUCUCUCUCUCUCUCUCUCUCAUGGCUAACGGCCAAGGCACCCAGGAUGUCCCCGGAAAUGGAAUCAAGCUAUUUGGGGCGACGAUAACAUUGCAGAGUAGACAGGUGAAGGAAGAACAGAAAGGGGCUGAUCAAACGGUGGAAAAGAGGCCGGAUAAGAUCAUACCAUGCCCAAGAUGCAAGAGCAUGGAGACUAAGUUUUGUUACUUCAACAACUACAACGUCAACCAGCCUAGGCAUUUCUGUAAGGGCUGCCAGAGGUACUGGACGGCCGGCGGGGCUCUCCGGAACGUGCCGAUCGGUGCCGGCCGGCGGAAAACCAAGCCGCCGCCUCACGGGCUAGGUGGGUUCUCUGAGGGUUGCUUGUAUGAUGCUGAUGGGUUGCACCAGUUUGACUUUGAUGGAUCAGUGGUCGAGGAGUGGCAUGUCAUGGCGGCCCAGGGAGGUUACCGGAAUGUUUUCCCGGCGAAGCGGCAGAGGAGUGGCUCAGGCCAAAAUCAAUCUGAUCAGAGGGCUAUGAUCCAAAUUUAUCAAACUUAAGGGCACGGGAAAUCAACGGAUGCAAUUAAUCUUGGAUACGGGCAAAGUGGAUGGAUAAGAUGGCUGCAUGACCAUCAAAAGUUGAGGCAUAUAUGAUGAUCCCAUGGAUUACACAAAACCGUAAGCUACUCUAUAGCCAUAACAUGCAUGCAUCAGUGCAAUCACAUGAAUAUAUACCAUCCGAUAGUGUUGAUAUGUGGGCCAUGGCCAUCCUGAUUUACAUAAAAAAGUUUCUGAUGUACGUUGACUGUAAAUUUAGGGUGUUCAUAUUAAUGGAAUUUUAUCCUCGUAAAA